This is a messenger RNA of Oncorhynchus masou masou (cherry salmon), 4098 nucleotides long. Its product is annotated as TBCC domain-containing protein 1-like. The coding region runs from base 1048 to 2886 and encodes 612 amino acids. Gene Ontology annotation, cellular component: spindle pole centrosome. Gene Ontology annotation, biological process: maintenance of centrosome location; maintenance of Golgi location. The record is from RefSeq and is a predicted model, not a curated record. Lineage: Eukaryota; Metazoa; Chordata; Actinopteri; Salmoniformes; Salmonidae. The transcript is spliced from 7 exons.
UCAGAGGCACAUCCUACAUGCAUCCAAUAGAAAAUAUACUUCCAAUUAUAUAUAUAGCUCUUAAAGCAACAGCAAUAAAAGCCGGUGUACACUUUUUAAAAUAUCUUUGCAAUAUAUUUUCUAGUGGAUGAAUGUAGAAUGUGCAUCGGAUUAUUACAAUAUGCCUGGUGCCUUUCAGCAAUAUCGACAAAAAAAGAACCGUCAAAAAUAUUCUCCGUUUACGUCGGACUUGACGCACCACCGGGCAGUGCAUUGUGCGCGCGACCGUCUCUCUGUGUAGUCGCGCGCAAGAGAUGAGAACCAGCAGUGGCGCCAAAUAGGAAGAACGUCGAACGUUCUGUAGCUAGCUACGUGCUGAUCACAUUCACAGCAUAGUAAACAAACCAUAACCAACAGCCAGGUAGCUAGCUAAAUACUGUAAGGUACUAAACUUUAAUUUUACUUAUGAGGGAGCUUGAUCACCAGUUACUUUUCCUGGAACUUCGAGGCAGGACCAGAAAUCGCUUGGACUAGUGGAAACUUGCUGAACACGCCAAGGUAAACUACGCGUCAAGUGUUUUGUCUCUGCUAGUCUGACAUCUUUGUAUUAGCUGCUAAGCCAUGUUGCUAGCUAACUAGCUCGCUAACGUUCCCCUGCUAAAUAAUAAAUAAACAAAGCAAAUGCUGUCAGCUACCGACAGAUCAUCUCUAGUGGCCACUUGUUGUCAUGGGAACACCCGGCGUCCACUCUGUUAGCCAGGAAGGAACAGCAGAGUCAGACAACACAGACAUUUGCAAUGGAACAAGCAGUCACAUAAAUAAAAUAGAACAUUAUUUAGAGUGCGUUAGUGCACUAGCUAGUUAUAAAGGGAAUAUUCUGUUUGCCCAUAAGGUUCAAAUUCAGUUUUUAUAAUACAGAUAGUUAGUUGCCCUUUUAAAUACGAGUUAUCUAAUAAUACUGCAAUAUAGAACAGCAGACCAGAAGCCACCAAUGAAUGGGUGAACUCUUGUCUAACCUUCUAAAUUCAAUGCACUACCAUAGCUCAGAUAUCUCACCACACUCACUGUAUGCUCACUCCUCUGUCUGACCUUUCACCCAGUUAUUUUGUUCUUCCAAUCCCUCCUCCUGCUGGCCCACUAACAGCCAUGGACCAGGGUGGUGGUGUGGCGGUGUGGCCUCGCAUGGAGCCCUUCCUCUUGGGGGCUCUGCAGGUGGCACCCCCUACCAAACUCAGCCUGCACUACCUGCGCAAGAUGGCUGCCUACGUGCGCUCGCGAGAGGGCUGCUUCCCCAUGCUAGGCUGGCUCAUGUGGAGGCACAUUGCCUGUGGCAAGCUGCAGCUCCCUGAGGACCUGGCCUGGCUCUACUUUGAGACCUUUGACCUGCUGGCUGGUCACCCUGCAGAGGAGAGGCUGGAGUGGGCUGAGAACCUGUCCCAGUGCUCCUCCCCCAGAGAGCUGGACCGCCAGAGGAGCAAGUUGUGUGUGGACACGCUGCAGUUCCUCCUCUUCCUCUACAUUCAGCAGCUGAACCGAGUGUCUCUGCGUACGUCUCUGAUUGGUGAAGAGUGGCCAAGCCCCCGCUCUCGCUCCCCCUCCUCGGACCGCGAGGCAAAGACCAGCUCUCAAAAUAAGAACUGGGACGACCAGGCCCAUCUGUCCUUCCUCCAGACCCACCUGUGUGAGCUGCUGGAGCUGCUAGUAGAACCAGGCCAGCUGUCAGGGUCCGGCCAAGCCGUGAAGGACAGCCAGGUCUCUCUGGAGGCUCUACAGGGCCUCAGCCUGCUGCUGGAGGGCUCAGUGUCCCGCGGCCGGAACGUCCACCCCAUCCACAAGCUGCUCUCCAGAGCCCCACUCCAGACCCAAGCAGGGUACUCCAAACUUGGCCGCUCCUUCUCCCUGCACCCCCUGCUGGCAUGGCUCAGACAGGCCCUCGUCCCCAACCCCUUUGGGAUGUCAACCUGCCUGAGGUCUGGGAAGAAGCUGGCCUGGGCUCAGCAAGUGGAGGGAGCUAUGAAGAGAGCUAAGAUCGCCCGGAACACCCACACGGCCCCCCCAGGCAGCAAGAUGGUGCUGAUGUCACAGGUGUUCAGACAGACCCUGGCCAAGGACUCAGACAAGCUAGCAGGAGCUAACGUCAAAAUACACCGCUGCAGUGACGCCUUUAUCUACCUCCUCUCUCCACUCAGGUCAGUGAGCCUGGACAAGUGUCGUAACAGCACGGUAGUCCUGGGUCCCAUCGAGACCAGUAUCCACAUCCAGAGCUGUGAGAACGUCAAGGUGGUGUGUGUGGCUGGCCGUCUAGCCAUAGGGUCCUCCUCCUACUGUACCAUCCAUGCCCUCACCCCCACCCGGCCUCUACUGCUCCCUGGGAACACUGCACUCACCCUGGGGCCCUUCCACACACAUUACCCCUCCCUGGAGGAUCACAUGGCCAGUGUGGGUCUAGCUGUGGUGCCCAAUGCCUGGGACCAACCCUUACUGGUGGGAGUGGAGGGUACCAUCCCAGACCUUGGAUCCUACAGGCUGCUGCCACCCGCUGAGUUCUGCCCCCUUGUGGUGCCCUUCAGGAUGGAGGGGGAUACGUGUGAGGUGCCGGGUGGGCUGCCAUCGCUGUACCAGAAGGCCCAUGAGGAGAGGGAGAAGAGUGUACAGGACUGGCAGAAGAUGGUGAAGGAUGCCCACCUGAACAAGGAGCAGCGGCGUCAGUUCCAGGCCCUGGUGGAGCAGAAGUUCCAUGAAUGGCUGUUGGAGUCAGGACACAGGCAGGAGCUUGAUAGCCUUAUCCCCCCCUGCAUCGCAUCCCAGGACCCCUCGGACAGCGACAGCCUGGAGGCCAGGACCAAUGACACCAGACAGGAAGGGACAUCUAUACGGGAAGUGGGACAGACGCGUCUGCCUUGCUGACUUUUUGGGUUCUUGUUGAUGGAGAUCCCCAUACAAAGCUCUUGCCUUUGCCUCAGUCAGCGGUUUGCCUCAGCCACUAGCACCUCUAAUCCCUUUGUUUGCCUGCUGUCUGUCCACAGUUCCAGGCAGGAUCUGAUCUGAGGAUCAGUAGACUACAGAAGGAGGGUGGUCUGGUAUAGACGACUGGCUCUGUUCUCGUCCCCUUCAUCCAGCUGAGACUGUUGCGUCCCGAUUCUCUACCCUUCUCCUGAAGUGUGUACUUGUACACUCCCUCUCAUGUAUUUAACAACGGUGCGGAUGUGCAGGGUAGAGAAUCAGGACAGAGCCAGUGGUCAUAGAGCACUUGGGGUACAAUACCAUGGUACCUAUUGUUAGCCACACUGGUUAGAUCUGUGUAGUGUGGUGCCUCUGCAGUGGGUACUGUACUAUUGAAAUAAUAGGGAAUCAGGUUGUGCUGUUCAUCCAGAGAUUGACCUUGUUCAGUAUGUAGAAGAAAUGAAUGAAUGUAUUCAUGUGAUUGUACAGUAUGUAUGAUAUUACGUCUUAAUAUGCCUUUUCUGGUAGCAUAGGAGAAAGGGUGUAAUGAAUUUAAAGGUCUGCCUCUUCAACAAAUUCCAAUGAAUUUAGUACCUUCCUAGCCUGAGUGCCAAUCUAUUGUGCUAUCAUGUCAACUCCUUACUACUGUUUCAAAAUGAUCAAUGGAGAUGGCAAGAGCACACACAGAUGUGGGACCAGGCUAGUACUUCCCUGGGAUGGGUAUUUGAAGCCUGUCGUCUUCAGACAACACGCACCUCUAAGAGGGUGAAUGACAGGGCACAUUAGUGUAAUGAGAAGAGAAACAUGCCUUUGAGGGAGCAGUUCUAUUCCAUUAUAUGGGUCAAGGGACAGUGGACCUAAAGCAAAGAUCUGUGUACUGUUAACAUUAGCCUAGCAUGGGCCAGAGGAUGCUGAUGUGUUAGGUAACCUAAGUCUAUCCCUUCUUUGUUAGUCCUCUCCCUUUUCUUCAGUGUGUAGAAGGAUGGAUGAUAUUGUGGUUAUGCCUUACUGCUGUAGCUUAGUUCUCAGUGACUUGCCUUUCAAUUCAAUUGCACUAUGCUUCCCUGCCUACACAAUUACAAUGGAAUUCAUUUACAAUGGUUUCUAAGAGCACCAUUUUGUUAGUUCUCAGGUGUUCUUUAGACAUCAAUAAACUAUUAGUUUUUUUUGCCUUGA